ACCCAUCUUCUCGUCACAAGACAUAAAGCCUCUUCAGUGUCUAAAACCAAAAGCUGUCGGACAAACACCUCAAAAGAACCUUGACAUGCAGACAGUUUAUGUUAAACCGUUCUUAAACUUACGAGAACCUCUCUUCUCGCUCGUUCUCCCAUAGUUCAUAUCAAAGUAUAUCAGACCGACCGGUAGAUAAGUUUAUUAUUCAUCAUCCCUGUGGCAACACUGAAACGACCACUCCUCUGCCUAUGGCGAAGCGAGAUAGCGAGCCAUUAAAGCAAACCGCCCCUUACAAGAUCCGUUCCUUUAAUAGCUGUUUUAUUUUCAAUGAAAAAUCUUCUUCCGCCGGGCGGAUCAUUCAAAACGCGCACAAGAAAAGCGAGGAUGUCUUCUUAUUGCUGAUCGCAAGUAAAACAUAUUUGCUUCGCAUUAAACUUCUCCUCUUUAGCAAACAGAUGGGAACAGAUGGGCAUUGUGAUAACCCUAUCGAAAAUCGAGCGUUUUUUUUUCGGGUGUAUUGAAAGUUCCAGGCUUGCCUCUCGCUUUGAAUUAACUAAACAUGACUUUAUAGUUACCGAAGCUCGCGAGAUCGCCGUAUUUUCGGCUUGGUCGUGUCAAUAUCAAGAGAAACAGCCGAACGGUACCUUUACAACGUACUUGUUUGUGGCCGAUUGCUUGUGUUUGUACGCCCUUAUACCCAAUUCACAAAGCAGUUUGAUGAUGCAAAUUUUUUGUCGUAGAGUAGAAAAGAGGAACAGAGCGGGAGAGAGGAAGAGAGAGAGAGAGAAAGAGACCGCAGAUUUUUUUGUCAAGAGCCUUGCACAAAUCAGUGUCACCAUCGUGACUGAUGGCAGGUGGAUGGGCGACACACAAAAACAAAUACAAUUUUUAUUCGUCUGUAGUACCUAUUUAAUUAUCUCGUCAACUCAUCCGUAAAACAAGCAACGUCUUUUAUCUCAGACCUCCAGUCAACUUCUGCUAAUCAUUUAUUAAUCAUUUAUUAAUCAUUUAUUAAAGCGUUCCGCAGGAGUAUGCCACGGUAACAAGUAACUGAAAGAGGCAUGCGUUCAUCAAUUUUGGAUUUCUUUCUCCCAACAAUUUUUAUCAUGAACCAGAUUCAAGUCAAUGUGAUUCAUUCUUGUUUUCGUCCACUCAUCAUGUCUUCAUGAUAGUUUUUCGUUUAACCCAGUCUGGCUUUAUGGUUUCCUUUUCCACGUGCAAACCCCUUCUUUUCAUCAGAUUUUUCAGAUGUAUGAAUUUAUGAUCUAUUCCCUGUCAUUCGCAGCUGUUGGUUGGUCUCGUUAGGAAUAGUUAGAGAGGGCUUUUUUCCUGAAGACUAGCACAGUUUUUGAAAAAUUCCUAAUUAUUAACAAGUUGUGAUCAAAUCUUUGACUUUUGAAGUUACCACAGCAACAAUACAGCCUCUUAAAAACCCCCUUUAUUUUCGCUUUGUGUGCUUGCAUCUCAAAAAGCAUUUCAGUAUAGUUCAGUUUGCCUCACGCUUCACCGUUGAACUCCAAAGCUUCUUGAAAAUCUGUGUAUAAUUCAGAGCCACUUUAAUCUAUGAAAUAUUUAGGUGGCGUUGAACUUAAAAAAUAGGUUUUCCUAAAAGUUUCUAGGAAGGGGAAUCUUGAUAUGUUGACCACAUUUCAACGAGAAAUGAAACGGUUUGGGGGUUACAGUCGAUCAAAACUGGUGGAAAAAUAAUUCUGCAUUUUUUGAUACCAUUUUCAAGGAUGUAAUCAUAAAUUUGUGGAAACUAGGAUCCUCCAAAGAAUUAGUACUCGAGCAAUAAUGAGUUAUUUAAGUAGAUACUUUUGAGUUCAGUUAUUAAAACAUCGCCUUUAUUUGUUCAGGCCUAGUGGAAAUAACAAGGAAUACAUGUAAUUGCCCGUAGGAUUAAAAUCCAUGUCGCAAAAGUUGUCGUGACAACUACGUUAUCUUGUAACAGAAUCUCUCAGUUUUGUAAAACAGAAUUCAAUUUAGGGCUUUAAGGCUCGUGUUUAUGGCUGAACUGCACAGUGCUUUAUUAUAUCGAAGUUACCUUCUGGUAUUACUAGAAUGGUCUGAUUAAGUGAUUUUUUUGAUAAGAGUCAAGGCAAUUACUUUUAAAGUUUGCUUUUCACUAGAAAGUAAAUAAAGUUUAUGACGGACUAAAUAAAAAUGAACUUGAUUUUCUUCCGACUGAAAACAGGAUUUACGGUUCAAAUGUGGUUCUUUCCGUUGACAACGUUUUCCAGCAAGCACAUGUGACUCUCGACUUUAAUCUUUAUCGACGCGCGCUCCACUUCCGCCAGGCAGUCUGAUUAGAGGUUAUUAACGAUUUUAAUCAGGAUUAUUUGUCAACAGUUUGAUUAGCGAGGACAAGAAAACGAGAUUUUAAGCAGUCAACAGAAGUCAGGUUUUGAAUAUAAUAUAAAUAGAGAGCAAAAGGUCGCACCGAUGAUGAAUAACAACAGUACUGAUCGACAACUGACUUAACAACAUGCGAAAGCAACUUGGUUUACGCCAUUACUUCGCCAUCGGCAGCCUGGUGACGGUUCUAGUUGUUUCGUUUUCUUUUUUAAAUGAGCGUGUACCAUCGUCAAGAGAUUUUCUCUCAAAAAACUGGGUGUCCAACAAUGUUCUCUCUACAAGUUAUCAGCGACAACGAAAGGGUUUGUUAAUCAUAGGACAAGGUCGAUCGGGCACGAGUUUCCUGUCGAGGAUGUUUGCUAGCGGAGAAAGGAUUUUCGAAGUCUAUGAGCCUUUACGACAUCGCAAACUCACAAACGUUGAAAAGAUAGAAGUCCUGAAAGCCUUCCUCUCCUGCAACUUCGCUUCAAGCCCCCUUUGGCGAAAAGACUACUUUCCACCUUUCUGGCACUUGAAACAGAAGUAUUACUUUGUUACACCGAGUCAAGACCUGGCGUGCUUAAAAUACAGAGGUGGAACCACACGCUGUUUCCGUGCGGAGCAAUUGUUCAUAAAAUUUCUUGAUAAAUGCAGAUACAGCUAUGAGAGCACUGUAGUUAAGGAGCUUACUGAUCGGUUACCAAACACCAGUCUGUCAAGUCUAAUACCGGAAAUUAUUGACCGCACAAUAGGUACAGAUAUCAGACUACUGCACGUAGUGCGUGAUCCUAGAGGAAGUAUUAACUCGAGGAUUAAACUUAAAUGGAUGCCAGACUACGAACAUCCACAAUUUCAGAAAAAAGUUCAAACUUACUGUGACGAAAUUAUCCAAAACAUCGAGUUUGGUUUACAACUUAACGAAUCUCUUCAACAGAGAUAUAAACUUAUCUUCUACAAGGAUCUAGCUACCCGGCCGGUUGAAUCGGCGAGAGAAGUCUUCAAGUUCGCGGGAUUAAAGUUAUCAGAGAAGACAUUAAAUUGGAUCGAAAACAGGACAAGUCCAAGUAAAAUGGAUUCGAGAAAGCAGUUUAAAAAUCCAUACUCGUUAGUAAGGGAUUCUAAGUCGAAUAUAGAAAAAUGGCGGAUGGAGUCGCCACAAGAACGAACUUUGAUUAUAGAGAGAAUUUGUAAACCGUUGAUAAAACUUAUCGAGAAAAUCAGUAUCGAAAGAGAAUAUUUUUGAUUUGCUUUCUUAAGGAAGCGCAAAAUGGUUUUGUUAUUUUCAAUACUAAUCCUGUGAUUAUUCAAGGAGGCUUUCAACCGAUUUACUGAUUUUUAAAGAAAACCUUACAGACAG
Molecule: messenger RNA, 3685 nt
Organism: Stylophora pistillata
Lineage: Eukaryota; Metazoa; Cnidaria; Anthozoa; Scleractinia; Pocilloporidae
Product: carbohydrate sulfotransferase 3
Biological process (GO): sulfur compound metabolic process; N-acetylglucosamine metabolic process
Molecular function (GO): N-acetylglucosamine 6-O-sulfotransferase activity
Source: RefSeq, a predicted model, not a curated record